CCCUAACUAAAGAAUAAAAACUACAUUAAUACCUCGAUCACCCGUCUGUAUCAUCUCCUAUAACCCCAAUACAUACCAAACCCAAUGUCCAUCCCCCUCCUCCGCCUCCUCCGAACCACCCCCGCGAAAGCAACAGCAAAAGCGACAGCAAAAGCCAAAUCCAAAACCAAUCCCACCCAGAAGCCCACCUACAACCUCCACAUCGCUUGCCACGUCAAGCCCAACGCCUCUAGCAAGCGCGAGGGGAUCAUCGGCGUCGGGCCCGACCGAGUCGACGUGUGUGUUGCGGCAGUGCCGAAGAACGGGGAGGCUAAUUUGGCUGUGGAGGGGUUAUUUGCUGGGGUAUUUUCCCUUGCUUUCUUUUACUUUCUCAUUUUUUUCCCUAAUUAUAGUCAUUGCUGGAAUUGAUGGUAGAGUGCUAAUAUGAGUGUCUAGGUAUUGCAAGUCUCCAAGUCUCGCGUGGAAGUUAUUCGCGGGUUAAAAUCGCGGGAGAAGA
Molecule: messenger RNA, 496 nt
Organism: Aspergillus campestris IBT 28561
Lineage: Eukaryota; Fungi; Ascomycota; Eurotiomycetes; Eurotiales; Aspergillaceae
Product: DUF167 domain-containing protein
Exons: 1
Coding region: 85-408 (107 amino acids)
Source: RefSeq, a predicted model, not a curated record